This is a messenger RNA of Vitis vinifera (wine grape), 963 nucleotides long. Its product is annotated as vegetative cell wall protein gp1-like. The transcript is spliced from 3 exons. The record is from RefSeq and is a predicted model, not a curated record. Lineage: Eukaryota; Viridiplantae; Streptophyta; Magnoliopsida; Vitales; Vitaceae. The coding region runs from base 1 to 963 and encodes 320 amino acids.
AUGGCGCGAACACGAGGGGCUAAGUCUUCAUCUCAUUCGAACCGCAAAAGGAGUCUGCGAAAGGAGCCAAGUCCAGGUUCUGCUCCAGAGCCUACGCUGUCAAGGCCAAAUCCUCCUCCGGUGAAACCAGCGCCGCCAAAGCCGCCGGCAAAACGAUACCUUACUAGGUCAGGCGGUCGGCCAUUGCAGAAGAAAACCAGGGUGGAGAGCUUAGAACCCAUCGAUUUGACUGAGCAAUCUCCAGAGCCUUCUCCAAUUCCAUCACCGGUUCAAACUCCAGUGCCGUCUCCGGUUCCCUCGCCGAGCCCCCUGCCAGUACCAUCGCCGGUACCAUCUCCGGCGCCGCAAGAAAAAUCCCAGGAGCCUCAAGUGCCUCUUCCCGAGCCCCAAAUGCAAACUGAAACAGCUCUGGAAGAAGUAAUUAGGAGGCCAAUGCUACCUCAGCCCCCAAUCGAAGGAAACUUGGAUUGUAGAACACGGGCAUUUCAUUCCGAGCUUUGCUUCGACUUAGCAGCAUUCAGAAGUCUGCGAAAGGAGCCAAGUCCAGGUUCUGCUCUAGAGGCUUCGCCGUCAAGGCCAAUUCCACCUCCGGUGAAGCCCGUGCCACCAAAGCCGCCGACAAGACGAUACCUUACCAGGUCAGGUGGUCGGCCAUUGCAAAAGAAACCCAGGGUGGAGAGCUCAGAACCCAUCGAUUUGACUGAGCAAUAUCCAGAGCCUUCUCCAAUUCCAUCACCGGUUCAAACUCCAGUGCCAUCGCCGGUUCUCUCGCCAAGUCCCUUGCCAGUUCCAUCGCCGAAUUGGUUGCCGAGAAGGGCAAUGAGUGCAUCGCGUGUAGCUGGGGUGAUUCAUGCAUUAGAAGGAUGGAAUGUGCACGAGUGUGGUAACACAAUGUUCAACAUUGAGAAAAUAUGGGAAGCUAGUCUCCAUCAUGGAUUUCGUCCUUUAACGAUCCCCACAUGA